This is a messenger RNA of Pseudovirgaria hyperparasitica, 1449 nucleotides long. RefSeq lists its product as uncharacterized. The coding region runs from base 1 to 1449 and encodes 482 amino acids. The transcript is spliced from 4 exons. The record is from RefSeq and is a predicted model, not a curated record. Lineage: Eukaryota; Fungi; Ascomycota; Dothideomycetes; Acrospermales; Acrospermaceae.
AUGGCUGACGGACAGCCCCCAAAGUUGAACACCAAUCUCGGCACACAUGAACAAGAUUCUUCCAGCGACGAGCAUUUCUCGGAUGCCCCAGAGCAGAAAGCUCCCAUCGACCGAUCGAAGGGCAAUUCGCCCAUACCCAUAACUCGAGUGGAGCGAGUCGACGACCAACCGAGCCAUGGUGAAGUGCCCGGAACACCAGCAUACGACCUACGUACCAAGGAUGCAGUCCCUGAUGAGGUGGAGAUUGUCCCAGACGGCUUGAGGAGCAGAAGCGCAUCAAGAGUGCUCCCUGAAGAUCGUCCGUUGACUCCCGGUGGAUCACCUAUCCCUGUCACCAUAGUAGAGAGGGUAGAUGAUGAACCUGCGCACGGUGAGGUACCCGGGACUGCAGCUCACGAACUGCGUAAGAUGGAUGCAGCGCCAGAUAUCGUACUGAAGGCACCAGUGACACAGAAGCGUGACGACGAGCAGCCUCCAAAUGAGUUCGAUGAAACUACUGUACCGCCGAAUGGUCUACCAGACGGUGAAGGCGAAGAUAGCAACGAGGGAAUGGAGGAGGACAAUGAUGAUGGCUUUGGUGACGAUUUUGAUGAUUUUGAACAAGGCGAGGAAGGUGCUGAUGAUGAUUUUGGCGAUUUUGAUGAUGGCUUUCAAGACGGCGCAGAUCAGCAGGAUAGUGCAUUACACACCCCGGUCCAGACAGCCAGAACAUUUGCACCACUCCCGUCUUCCGUUCCUCCUAUACUCGACUUUAAUGACUACUCAACGCUCAUAGAGGUGCAAGAAGCUACCCAGCCCUACGUGGCGAGUAUAUUUCCCAGUUUAAAAGACCUUCCAGAAUCAACGACAGCUUCAGAAGACGCAAACUCAAUAUUCUUGUCAGAACGCAGUCUCUCAUUGUGGUCGCAACUGGUUGCGCCACCACCGUUGCAGCCACCGAAUUGGGUACGAUCUCGUAUUCGUCGCCUGUUUCUUGUCUCGCUCGGCGUCCCUGUGGAUCUCGACGAGAUACUACCAGCGAGUAAACAAAAGAAAUUAAUUCUUCCGUCCAUGAAGAUAUCCGCAGACAGGUCACCACGACCAUCAGAUGACCGUGCGAAUGGCGCGAUCGAGCGUCUGAAGAAGGGCGAGAAUGCUUCUAGCACAUCCGUCGACUCGUCGUCAUCAAAACCAGGCCGUCCAGGCAGUAAGCGCAGAGGACCCCCACCAGCGCCUGAGCUGGACAUCAGUUCGACGACCAUAUUGUGUUCUACCACCGAAAUAGCAUUGAACAACUUCACAGAUGCGGAAUUGAGGGCACACGUGAAAAGAUUAAAGGCACUGACCCUGCAGGCAGAGGAAGUCCUUCAAUACUGGACAAAGCGGGUGGAUAGUGCAAUAGGGGAUAAGGAGGCUUUCGAGGGCGUCAUUGAGAACCUCGUCAAGCAUGCCAAAAAGGUCCGGAACUGA